Molecule: messenger RNA, 1844 nt
Organism: Cataglyphis hispanica
Lineage: Eukaryota; Metazoa; Arthropoda; Insecta; Hymenoptera; Formicidae
Gene: Vta1
Product: vacuolar protein sorting-associated protein VTA1 homolog
Exons: 4
Coding region: 220-1065 (281 amino acids)
Biological process (GO): late endosome to vacuole transport via multivesicular body sorting pathway
Cellular component (GO): multivesicular body
Source: RefSeq, a predicted model, not a curated record
GAUACGACUCUAACGAAUCUUUAAGUACGACGUAUAUUAUAUGAGAAUUGAUUAUACUUUGCCGAGAUAAUAAAUUAUCUUCGAUCGAGUAUUAAAAAGAUCUCUAUAAUUACAAAUUCAGACGUUAAAAUAUAUUUCCGUUAAAAUAUAUUCUCGAGAAGCAAUCUGUCGAAAGGAAAUUAAACUUUAACGCACAUCUUUGACGUUUCUCUCGUACCAAUGGCAUUGAUAGGACCCGACUUACCGAAAAUUCCGUCUCCUUUGAAAAGCAUUCAGCAAUAUUUAACAAUCGCAGCGAAGCACGAUCAACGAGACGGUGUCGUUAGUUAUUGGUGCCGUCUUUAUGCUCUUCAAACUGGAUUAAAGCUAUCUACGAAGACAUCGGAGGAAACAAAUUUUUUAUUGAAAUUAAUGGACUGGUUGGAGAAAACGAAGAAAGAGUUACACGAUAAUGAGGCUAUUACUAAUGAUAUAGCUGCUCAAGCGCACUUGGAAAAUUGGGCCUUGAAACUUUUUUUGUAUGCCGAUAAGAACGAUAGGGCUGCGAAUUUUUCUAACAAUGUAGUACAAAGCUUUUAUACUGCUCAGGCAUUGUACAAUGUAUUGACAUUGUUUGGAGAACUAAGUGUAGAAGCAGUGCAGAAUCGAAAGUAUGCGCAAUGGAAAGCAUCUUAUAUCCACAACUGCUUAAUGAAUGGAGAAACUCCAAUUCCAGGACCGAUGAAAGAACAGGAUGAAGAAAAUGAUUCUGUCGAAGCAUUGAAUAAAAAUGAUAAUACCAAUUUGAGUGUUGAUACUACUGAAAGUCCCAAGGAUAAUAUUUCGCAAAGUAUUCCAUCUGUUCCUGUAAAUCCACCGACUACGAGAUCUCGGUCAUUUGAUGCAAAGGACAAUAUUGCGUUUAAGACUGAAAAUGAUGCUAAUCUAUCGAUAGAGCAAAUUAAUAAGGCCCAAAAAUUUAUAAAAUGGGCGAGUAGCGCAUUAGACUAUGAGGACGUAUCUACUUCUGUAAUGAAUCUUCGGAAAGCUUUGCAUCUUUUAACUACUGGUCAAGAACCUGCAUAGACGAAGGAAGUGCAUAGAUCACACAUUUGGUAACAGCUUACUUGCGAUUAACUGCGUUAUACUUGUCGCUUUUUUCCUGUAAUUGUCAGUAAACAAUAUUUUACUAACGUUUCACAAUUUUUAUACAUGUGCAACUUUUGAAUACAAAUAGAAGACGAAAAUAGAGACAAGUUUACAAUAACUAGUCAAAUUGGCCUUGAAUAUAUGUGUUGCACCUAUAAUUAAAAAUCGAAAGUUGUUACGGACUCUUUGUCCCUAGAUUUUAAUUGUUAUUGUUCGAAAUAAGAUAGAAUUGUAACUUUAUCGUAUUUAUUAAAACUAUUUGCCCUGAGAACUUUAAUGUGUUCUCUAACAAAAACUCCAACGUCACUCUACUCUGUUCCUCGAAUAACUUUUUAAUAACUUUAUCAAAAUGAAGACAUGAGAAAAAAUGUUAUUGUUUCGCUAAUAAUCUAAAAAAAAUUGAAGAUUUAAAUAUUACAAGCCAAUUAGUCUGAAAAAAAAAAUAAAUAAAUAAAAAUAAAAAUGAAAAUUUUAAUAUGUUGAAACACAAAUCAUGUAAAAAUUAACCAAAAUUGUUUUAAAAUAGACAACUCGAUAUGUAAUUUUUGGGGAGAAUAAUAUAUUAUUAUACUUCUGCGAACUUUAGAAUUUAAUAAUUUUUCGUAAGCAAAAUGAAUUUAUAUUUCAUAUUAUGGGAUGUAUACAUCUCUUGUACAUAAUAUAUUUUUUUAUAUAUACUUAAUGAGAAGAAAUAAAUAAAAAAAUGUAAAUAUGUA